AUGAAUUUAGAUUUGGUAAACCUGGAACACAACAGAAGGUGGGAGGAAAGAUCAGGCCAUACCACAAUUCCAAAAGGGAAAAGCAUCCGAGGCCUGGUUCUGGCGGCAUCGACACCAACUUUCGGGGCUUCUCCAGAUCGCAUUGCCACAGAGUGGGCCUCUCAACCAUUUCCCAAGCGGCACAAGGACUGUAUCCUCGAGGUCUGA
Molecule: messenger RNA, 207 nt
Organism: Paracoccidioides lutzii Pb01
Exons: 1
Coding region: 1-207 (68 amino acids)
Source: RefSeq, a predicted model, not a curated record